Lytechinus variegatus (green sea urchin) is the source of this 2031-nucleotide messenger RNA. It is a transcript of the gene glod5, whose product is annotated as glyoxalase domain-containing protein 5-like. Lineage: Eukaryota; Metazoa; Echinodermata; Echinoidea; Temnopleuroida; Toxopneustidae. The transcript is spliced from 2 exons. The coding region runs from base 1 to 630 and encodes 209 amino acids. The record is from RefSeq and is a predicted model, not a curated record.
AUGGGGAAAGGGAAGUAUGGGAUAAGGAGAGGGGAGAGGAGUAAGAGGAAGAAAGAAAUGGAAGAAGGGGAUGGUGGAGGCUUCAUUAAGUCAUAUGAGAAAGAAACCUGUAUGCUUCAAAGUUAUACUCUGUCUUGUGAACUGUGGAAUUGUCAGUGUCCAUUUGUAGAUUGCUUUAGGAUUCUGCUUAAAGUCAAGAAACUAGAAAACACCAUGUCUGAUAGUACACGUUCUUCAGGAGAUACACAUAUAUGCAUAAACCAUAUGGAUCAUCUUGUGCUGACCGUAAAAGAUGUUUCUCGCACUGUUGACUUCUAUACCAAAGUUCUUGGAAUGACCGAGAUCACCUUCAAAGCGACCCGCAAGGCUCUCAAAUUUGGCAACCAGAAAAUCAACCUCCACGAAUCCGGCAAGGAAUUUGAGCCCAAAGCGGCAUGUCCAACCCCAGGAUCGGCAGAUCUGUGCUUCAUCGCUGAUACAUCACUGGAGGAUGUGAUGGCCCAUCUAAAAGAAUGUGGGGUGUCUGUUGAAGAAGGUCCCGUGAUGCGGACAGGUGCAAUGGGCCCCAUCAAUUCAGUCUACUUUAGAGAUCCAGACAUGAACCUUAUUGAAGUCUCAAACUAUGUUUAAAUUCCCCUUCCCAAUUGACAUUCAGUAUCCUCAAGCCUUUCAAUGAAGUUUCACUUUGAUAUUCAAUUCAGUCAUGGCAUCUCCGUGUAGUUCAUAUGUACAUGGUAUGUAUUUGAUUUUUAAUUGAUGGCCAAUGCGUGAGAGAUCAUUCUUGCAAUCUUCAAAGAAUACUUUCACUUUAUAAUAUGAGCAAGUAAAAUUUAUUUAGUUCAGAAGUCAAAAUCAUGAAAAUAUUUCCAAUACCACACAGAUCAAGUUUAUGUGUACUAUACCUCUCCUAUAUAAGAAUUAAAUAUCACAGUUCAAUUGAGCGAAGUUAACUGAUUUUAUUUGAAAAUUCUUGUUAGAAACUCAUUAAAUGUAAGAUAAAUUGAUCAGCCAUUCUAUUUUGAAGUAACCUGAAUUAUUAAAAACUGGAAAUUUUCAGAGUAUAGUAUACAUUGAAUCUACCCAAAAGUGCCACAUUUCAUUUGUUUACUUUGACCUAUAUUAUAUAAUAUCAGUAAGAAAUGAUAUUUUACAAAGAAUUGCUCUCAGGUAAUCAGCGUGCUGACUUUCAGUAUCUAGUCACAUUAUGGUAGCUUAUAAGUGGUCUUUAUCAAUAUAUAGUUUUGCACUGAAAUAGGCCUGUUUUCCAUUUGUGAAUAGAUAGCUCAAUAUUCAAAUCAUAUCAGACUUAAACUACAGAGGGCAGUAGUAUGCAAAAUGUGUUUGAUCUGAUCCAAUUUUAUAAUCACAAUUGACCUGAGAAAUUUAGAAAAAAGUUACAGGUAAAUUUGCAAAAUUUGUCCAUCCAUAAGUAAAGGAAUAAAAAAAAGGGUACCGUAACACAAAGAAUGGAGAUUGAUUGCACGCUACGAUUGAUUGUAAAUUGUAGUCAAUUGAUUCAAUUUGAGAAAAAUGUUCUAUGAUCAUUGCUAAGCUUUGUGUUAUGGGCCCAGAUUAUGCAAACGUUCUUAUUCUAACAGAUUUCUGUGGUACCAAAAUAUUUGAAUUAGGUAAUGAUACCUGUGCUUGUAUAGAUUAGACCCCACACCUUUUUUUGGUAAUAAUUGAAAGGUAAAAUAUUUUAAGUAUAUUUUCAUGAACAUCAAACAUGUUUCUGUAGCAUAUAGAAUCGUCAUAUUCUGUUUUGGGAUGCCAAAAUUUAAUCAAGCAAAUUUUGACAUUAACAUUAAAACAAAAGUGAUAUUUUCAUUUGUUUUUUGUUUACAACUUUGCAUUUACUAAAUACAUGCACAUGAUAAUAAGUUUGCAUGCAUCAUGAUCAAAGUAAACAAAUGAUUUUAUAAUUGGUAAUGUAAAAAGUCUUGAAAAAAUUUUCUAAGUUGUCCUGGCACAAAUGUGCUGGAGGCCAAAUAAGUGAUGUGGGAGGGAAAAAUAAUAAUUUCAGAUUCAGCU